Molecule: messenger RNA, 3538 nt
Organism: Paramisgurnus dabryanus
Lineage: Eukaryota; Metazoa; Chordata; Actinopteri; Cypriniformes; Cobitidae
Gene: exoc5
Product: exocyst complex component 5
Biological process (GO): Golgi to plasma membrane transport; exocytosis
Cellular component (GO): cytoplasm; exocyst
Source: RefSeq, a predicted model, not a curated record
UCCUUUCUUUCUAUUUCCGGUCCGGUCAUGGCAGUUGGAUGCAGGAAGCAACUGUACUCAAAAUAGAAAUAUACAAGGAGAAAAGGGAUUAUAGGGGAAACUUCUCAGUUUUGAGCGUUGUUUUCGGGCACGUCUUUACAUUUAGGCGCUGUCAAAUAUGGCUACGACAGCCCAGUUAUUCGAGGAACCAUUUGAUGCCGAUGAGUAUAUUGAGAGACUGGCUUGGAGAACUCCUGGAGGAGGUUCUAAAGGAGGAGCCGAGGCAUUUGACCCCAAAAAGUUGCUGGAGGAGUUUGUCAACCACAUCGAGGAGCUACAACAGCUAGAUGAACGAAUCCAGAGGAAGGUGGAGAAGUUGGAGCAGCAAUGUCACCGUGAAGCCAAGGAGUUUGCCCACAAGGUCCAGGACCUGCAGAGAAGCAACCAAGUAGCCUUUCAGCACUUCCAGGAGCUUGAUGAACAUAUCAGCUAUGUGGCCACUAAGGUUUGUCAUCUGGGGGAUCAGCUAGAAGGAGUGAACACGCCAAGGCAGAGGGCUGUGGAAGCCCAGAGGCUCAUGACGUACUUCAAUGAGUUCCUGGAUGGAGAGCUGCGCAGUGAUGUCUUCAACAAUCCUGAAAAGAUAAAAGAAGCUGCCGACAUCAUUCAAAAGUUGCACCUGAUUGCUCAGGAGCUUCCGUUUGAUAGAUUUUCUGAUGUCAAGGCCAAGAUAGCAAGUAAAUAUCAUGAUCUUGAGCGUCAGUUAAUUCAGGAAUUUACAGCAGCUCAAAGGAGAGGAGAGAUUGGACGCAUGCGAGAGGUGGCGGCAGUCCUGCUUCAUUUUAAGGGUUAUGCCCAUUGUGUGGACGUCUACAUUAAGCAGUGUCAAGAGGGAGCAUAUAUGAGGAGUGAUGUUUUUGAAGACAUAGCCCUUCUUUGUCAGCGUGUUAAUAAGCAGGUUGGAGAGGUCUUCUGCAGUCCGGAAACCGUCAUGGCUAAACUCAUUCAGAGUAUCUUUGAGAACAAGAUACAGGCUCAUGUCAAAGAAAAACUAGAUGAGACCCGUAACUCUGACGUGGAGCAAUACCUCAAAAACCUCUAUGACCUCUAUACAAGGACAACGGCAUUGGCUGCUAAGCUUUCGGACUUUAACUUGGGCUCAGACAAACACACAUUUCUGUCUAAGCUGAUAAAGAACAUCUUCUCGUGUUAUCUGGAGAGCUACAUUGAUAUGGAGCGGCAGUAUCUGCAAAGCCGCAGCAGCAUGAUUCUUCAACGCUUCUACGACUCAAAGAACCACCAAAAACGUCCCGUAGGUGCAGGCAGUAUCCAAGACCUAAAAGAGAGGAUCAGACAGCGCACUAACCUGCCUCUCGGGCCCAGUAUUGAUACACAUGGAGAGACCCUGCUCUCACAAGAGGUUGUAGUUAACCUGCUGCAGGAAACCCGACAUGCCUUUGAGAGAUGCAACAAGUUGUCUGACCCUUCAGAUCUACCAAAGAAUGCUUUCUCCAUCUUUCUUCUUUUGGUGGAUUACCUCUGUGUGGACCAUAUAGACUAUGCCCUUGAGAUUGGGCUUUCAGGCAUCCCAUCUGCGGAUGCCAAAAAUGCCAACCUGUACUUCUUGGAUGUGGUCCAGCAGGCCAACACAAUCUUCCACCUCUUUGAUAAGCAGUUUAACGAUCAUCUCAUGCCUCUUAUCAGCUCCUCUCCUAAGUUGACGGAGUGCCUGCACAAGAAGAAAGAGGUGAUCGAACAGAUGGAGGUGAAGCUAGACACUGGAAUUGAUCGGACACUGAAUUGUAUGAUUGGCCAGAUGAAGCAAAUCCUAGCCACUGAGCAGAAGAAAACAGACUUCAGACCUGAAGAUGAGAACAAUGUCAUGAUACAGUACACUGCAGCUUGUUCAAAGGUGUGCGUCUACGUGAGCAAGCAGGUGGAGCGUGUGAGGAGAUCCAUGGAUGGUAAGAAUGUGGAUACAGUUUUGACGGAGCUGGGAGUGAGAUUCCACAGGCUAAUCCAUGAACACCUGCAGCAGUUCAGCUAUAGCUCCAUGGGUGGCAUGCUAGCCAUCUGUGAUGUGGCAGAGUACCGCCGCUGCGCCAAAGAUUUCAGGGUUGCACUUGUGCUCCAGCUCUUUGACACACUUCAUGCUCUGUGUAAUCUCCUGGUUGUUGCCCCGGACAACCUCAAGCAGGUGUGCUCUGGAGAGCAGUUGACCAACCUUGACAGGAACCUCCUCCAUGCUUUCGUCCAGCUAAGAGUAGACUAUCGCUCAUCCAGACUGGGCCGACAUUUUAGCUAAUGACUGGCAGGCCUGCCCAAUUAGCGCACAGCAUACCUUACAGACGUCCAUUCAGAACUGCUUAAAAAUAUACAAGAGGCCAAUCUCCAGAGGCUUUGUCUGUAAUUAAACUUUAUGUUUAAAGAACAAAACAGUAACAAUUUCAAAGCCUAACAUUUUGCAUUUACUCCAUUUUAGCUUUAAGUUGCCUAUUUCAUUCGUUCAUGCCACAAUUAAUAGGUCUAUAAUAUAGAGAAUAUAAAAGGCUAUUUAUAGUACAUGAUGUUAAAUGAACAGAGGUGGACCUCUUAAAUGAUUCUACCAUUGGACUUGGGUGGUCUAGAGACUCAAUUUUAUUAGCUUUUAUUUUGAUUGUGCCAAAUCCAUCUUCUGUGGCUCUGCUGGGACAAGAGGGGCAGUUCAGCGCACUGCUCUGGAUCAGUGAGCUUGCCUGGCUUGUUUUGCUCAGGCUGUUGUGCACACAUAGGGCAACAAAGGGGUGAAAAUUCCUCUUUUAAACAGAACAACGGAGAUGUUUUAUGAAUGUUGCCAUGCUUUGAAAGCCUGUUCAGUCCUAUUUUCAUUUCAUACUUACAGAAUAGUCAAACUAGAGGACAAAUUAUGGUUUAAUAUAGGAAGUCUGUUGUUAUGUUAAAUGUUAAGCUUGAUUUCAAAGCAAAGUUGAUUCUAAUGAUGAUAAAAGGUGUUAGAUCACCAUCUGAUGUACUUAUGUUGCUCUUGUUUCUUAUGUGCUCCAUGCUAAAAUGUUUUGAUUUUAGUUGUGAAUUGCAGUACACACCUAACAACCAUGUUUACAAUGUAAUCAGUAACUUACUUCAUCAGUGCUUAAAAAAUCUGCCAUACAUUUUACGACACCAUAAAACAGCUUUUUUGUUUGUACAAUAUUGUAAGAUUUGGGUUCUUGAGUAGGAUUUAUUUGGUAAUAUCUAAAAAACAGAAGUGUAUGAGUUUCUCCAGUCACAAACUAUUAUUCAAGAGCACAUUAAUCUGAUGGGUAUGUGCUGAAUGCAGUAAUGUCAUAUGACUGGGUUGAACUCCUCACCUCUGGUCAACUCGAGAUCUGUGACUCCUGAGCUUGACCUUGGUGUUAGAGUUUAAGAAAGAAUUAAGUUGUGCGAUUCUGUUACACUGUACUGCAUUCAAACAUGAAUUCACCUUCAAAAUGACACUACAUGCAAACUAAAUCAUCUGUAAAGCUACUCAUCCUAAAAUAUUUCUGAAAAUAAAAUGUGUGAAAUUGCCCUCUUCUUUUAA